AUGAGAAAGAGAACCGCAGCCCGCGGCGGACGCAGCGGGCGCGAGCCGCCGUUGGGUGAUGGCCCCGUCUUCCCACAAAAGUUUUCCGACGCGCGUGAUCCAUGCAGGUGUUGCGUUCACGUUGCCGCGAGCAUGCGCAAAUGGUGGUUGGCGACAACAGACAAGGAGUACCUCUCGUCUCCGACAAGCCGUCGGUCGUCAUGGAAAUACGAUGCUGCUUUCGUUAGGUUCCCCCUCACGGCAGGAUGGCUGGCAUUGAUGUGGACAGGGGUCCUCCCCAACGACUCUGAGCAGUGGGUGGUGGCGUGGGUUUUAGUUUCGUGUGUGUUAUUCGCCUCGCUUCAGUCUUGCCUCCCCGUGACGGAGUUGUGGGUUGAUUUCGUUAGCAGUAGCUUCUAUUGCAUAGUGACCUGUGUGCUAUUCAGACGCCUACCCACCACAUAUGCGCUCGGGGUUAUGCAGCUUCCCAUGUAUUCACUCUGGGUCUGGGCGAGUGGGAUCCACGUGUUGUUUGUCACGCAGUACGUUAUAUGUGGCUGCAUAUGUAUUUGGUGUGCUGCACCGGACCACUACGGCUACGACAUGAGUACAGCAACCGUCUCGGUGGUUUUGUCGCUUGUGAAUUUGGUGUUCACUUCUAUGAUGGAUAUUCAGAUUGUGUACCAGUACCACCGUGUGAAGAAGCUCGUGAAAGUUUGCGCAGACGGGGUCCUCACGGUGAACGCGACCACUGGCGUCAUCGUCGGCUCGGACCGAGAAGCGUCGGACCUCUUGGGGGAGAGUUUGGCUGGAUCACAAUUGCACGCCGUGAUUCGCGACAGGGAUUGUGCCCAUGUCCGUGAGUGGCUGAAACAAUCUGCUGCCGACCCGUCGGAGGGGCUCAUGGUCACGCUUCGUUGCAGGCACAACGGUGAGUGUGAGGUUCGCUUUAUACCGUACGAUGUCGUUGGCCCUCUCGUGCACGUCUGUUUCCAAUUGGUGGGCGAGGUGAGGAGCAUUUACAACGACGGGCCCAGAGCUGCGGCGUCCGGGAGCGGCUCUCGCCCAGAGCAGCCGCCCGAAGUCGGCGGGUCCCGCCUUACGCUGCAGCGCAACAGUGACACAUGCAGCUUCGACCCCUCCAGCACCGCGAGGAACCCCCGCCCGCAGCAAGUGCAGGAGGCUCCGUCCGAGCACAAAUCAGAGGUCAGCGCGCUGUCGAGCUUGGCGAUCUCCAAGACGACCCCCUCGGCCUGGCGCCGCGUCCCCCGCACGAGGACCGUCGAGGUGCAGACGCUCCCGACCGAGCCGUCUCCACGCCCGCCGUCAAUGCCGGAGCUCAGCAGGGACGUGGAGACCCUGCGCCGCGCAGGCGUGCCGUGGGCCUGCCGCGCGAAGAGGCGGGUCAGGCUCAACACCACGAGGCGCCAGGUGCCGGCGUUCGCGGAGACGCCCAAGGAGACGGUGGUGAUGCGAUUGCGGGACGCCAUCGCGGGCAUCAACGUUUGUGGCCGAGGCUGCUGCGCGGGCCACGUCUGCGCAGCCUCGGCGAGGAGAGCCCUCGAGGUCAUGCUGCGGGGGGCCUGCCACGACGUGGAGUUCGGCGACCGGCAGUGCCCGGAGUGCCUCGCUCUGAUCGACCAGGAGGCGGACGCGGGCGAGCUGCAGGAGUGCGAGACCUGCGGGGCCGAGAUCUGCCCUCUGCCGCCCACCGGGCCUGCCUCCGCAGGGUCGUCGCCCUCGCCUUCUUCGGACGAGGCGGCCCCGGCGGCCCAGGCGCGCGUGUGCCGGCCGCGGGCCUCUGCCGCUGCGGGCGCGGCGGCGGGCUCUCUGCCGCCCGGUGGGCGGGCCUCUGCCGAGUCGGCGCCCGCCUUGGACGAGGCCCUGGCCGCCUUCACGUUCCGGGUCACGGUAGAUCGAAGCGACGGCACCAGUCUCGGGAUCGACAUCGACACUCGCGAUGGUUCCGCAGUAUUAGUGGAGAGGGUGACGGAAGGCCUCUUCGCGCAGUGGAAUGACCGCAACGAAGAAGCGAGGGUCAGAGAGGGUGAUUAUCUGGUCCAGGCGAACGGAAUUUCUGGCAACGCAGACCGGAUUGUUGCCGAGUGUGGUGAGUUCAAGCCGCUUGAGAUUCUCGUCUGGAGGAAGCCCAUGGCCAGAGAGCAACACCAGGUGACCGGUUAG
Prorocentrum cordatum is the source of this 2163-nucleotide messenger RNA. NCBI's taxonomy places the organism in Eukaryota, Dinophyceae, Prorocentrales, Prorocentraceae. The record is from the annotation of a GenBank genome assembly.